Molecule: messenger RNA, 903 nt
Organism: Polychytrium aggregatum
Lineage: Eukaryota; Fungi; Chytridiomycota; Chytridiomycetes; Polychytriales
Exons: 9
Cellular component (GO): cytosol
Molecular function (GO): mRNA binding
Source: RefSeq, a predicted model, not a curated record
UAUGUCGGUAAUCUCGACCCGCGUGUCAACGAGCUGCUGAUCCAGCAGAUCUUUUCGACUGCCGGCGAGGUUGUCAACGUCAAGAUCAUUCACGAUCGAGCUCAAUACCAGAAUGGCGGCUUCAAUUACGGAUUUGUCGAGUUUUUGGACCACCGAGCCGCCGAGAGCGCCCUUCAGAACCUGAACGGUAGAAAGAUUUUCAGCUCGGAAAUCCGAGUCAAUUGGGCAUUCACUGGCUCGGGGUCUUCUAACCAGAAGGAAGAUACAGCCUCGCACGCCCAUAUUUUUGUUGGCGACCUCAGUGCCGAGGUGAACGAUGCUGUUCUUGCCAAGGCGUUCUCUGCGUUUGGCAGCAUGUCCGACGCGAGAGUCAUGUGGGAUUUGAACUCUGGCAAAUCUCGUGGAUACGGCUUUGUUUCCUUCAGGGAAAAGUCUGACGCCGAGCAAGCGAUCGCUCAAAUGAACGGAGAGUGGCUCGGCAGCCGUCCCAUCCGAGUUAACUGGGCGAACCAGCGUACCACCAACCCGGCCCCUACCGCCAACAUCCUGACAGGACCCAGCUUGUCCUACGAGGCAACACUUUCGCAGGCUUCUUCAUUCAACACGACUGUCUAUGUUGGCAACCUGGCCCCGAACACCACCCAACAGGAUCUGGCGGCGCUGUUCCAACGCUUCGGCUUCCUCGUUGAAGUUCGCGUGCAGGCAGAUCGUGGCUACGGCUUUGUGAAGUUGGAUACUCACGAGAACGCUGCAAUGGCGAUUGUGUCGAUGCAAGGCGCUGGCUUGCACGGCCGAGCCCUGAAGUGCUCCUGGGGUAAAGAUCGCAACGCCGAUGCUUCGGCAGCAGCCGGAUACUAUCCACAGUUCACGAUGCCCGUUCAACAGGGCUAUGGCUACGGAUAU